AUGUCUAACCCAAAUGAAGCUAUAAAUGACUUUCUAAUCGAUGAAAAUACGAAUAGUCAGAGUCAUCCGGAUACAAACACUAAUACCAACAAUAGCAGUAAUGGUAACAAUACGAGCCGUAGUGGUAGUAAUAACCACAAUAAUGAAGAUUUCGAUUAUGAAAUGCAAGAUUUAAGACAAAAUAAUAACAAUAGUGCCAACACUUACAGUUCCAGACCAACUACAAGUUACAUACCACAGUACACAAUAAACACAUUCCCUAUACAAGAAGUCGUACCGAACUCUCAAAUGGCUAUGGCUACAGGUAUGGACAUGAAUAAUGAUGCAAGAGGUUUAAGAGGAAGAACAAACACAGUUUCUGCUAAUGUUCUUAACGUCAGUGAUUUUUAUAGCGAUAAUAAUAAUCAGUUCCAUUCUAAUGAUCCAAAUGAUAAUAUAAAUAACGACAACAACAGUAAUCAUGCAAAUCAGGACAAUAACUAUGAUGAAAAUACAGAAAAUAAUGUUCCUAUGAUGGUUAAACCAAAGACAUUAUACCAAAAUCCUCAAACUCCAACAGUUUUACCAUCUACAUACCAUCCAAUCAAUAAAUGGUCAUCUAUCAAACAAUCUAUCUUCAAAGAAUUUUUGGCUGAGUUCAUGGGGACUAUGAUCAUGAUCCUUUUUGGUUGUGCAGUUUGUUGCCAGGUAGAAAUCGGCGGUAGAGCUCAGGAAAAUGCUUUUAACGAAGCUUUACAAGCGUUGAACAAUACUGCAGAUGCUGAAAAUAUUGCCGUUAUACAAACAUUACAAAACCUUGUAUCAUCUACUGGCGCAGGUACCUUCGAUAAUAUUCCAUUAGGUUGGGGUGCUGCUGUUCUUAUGGGUUAUUUCGGUGCAGGUGGUAGUGCUAUUUCAGGUGCUCAUUUAAAUCCAGCAGUCACCGUCUCAAAUUUCAUAUUCAGAGGAUUUCCAGCUAAGAAAGUUAUGUGGUAUAUCUCUGGUCAAUUAUUAGGUGGGUUUGCAGGUGGUUUAAUUUGUUUAAUCUUAUACAAGAAAGUCAUCGAAGAAAAUUAUUCAGAUUGGAAAUCAAAUAUAACAGUCUCAGGGUUUUUCGUAACUGUGCCAAAAACCUAUUUAUCAACUUCUCGUCAAGUUACCUCUGAAUUUAUUACAACCGCCACCUUCCAAGCUGGUUUAUUUGCCUUGACCGAUCCAUAUACCUCCUUAGCAUCAGAGGUUUUCCCCAUUAUGUUAUUCAUCUUAAUUUUCAUCUUAAACGCAGCCAUGUCAUAUCAAACAGGUUGUGCAAUCAAUAUGGCUCGUGAUUUCGGCCCUAGAUUGGGUCUUUAUGCGGCUGGAUUCGAUAGAGCAGUUUUAUGGGAAAGUAAUCAUCACUAUUUCUGGGUCCCAAUGUGUGUUCCAUACAUAGGUGCCGUCACAGGUGGUCUUAUUUACGAUAUUUGUGUUUAUCAAGGUCAUGAAUCUCCUGUCAAUUGGCCAUUAUCGUUAUAUAAAGAAAUGAUUACCAAUUGGUGGUUUAGAAGACCUGGCUGGAAGAGAAGAAAUAGAGGUAGAUCCACUUCAGACUUAAGUGACUUUUCAUUCCAAAAUGAUGAUGACAAUGCUAGUGAUAUAAUUAAAAACACUGAAGAUGGGGACGAACCGAUACAAGGAAUUCUCAAAUCAAAGAAAUCAAGAACUAAAACAACUGAUCCAAAUGUCACUGACGAUGCAGAAAAUGCACAUAAAUCUGUUUCAUUCAAAUCGGUUCAAAGAGGUAAAAGAAUGUUUGGUGGUGUCCCUACUAUUCUAGAAGAAAAUGAUUCCAUUGAAACAGCUUCAUUAGGUGCAAAAUCUUCAAAUGAUUCUGAUAUGUAUUCUGAAACUUCAUCUCUACCACAGUUCACAUCACACAUUGAAAAGAGACCAGAAUAG
This is a messenger RNA of Kazachstania africana CBS 2517, 1917 nucleotides long. Its product is annotated as MIP/aquaporin family protein. Gene Ontology annotation, biological process: glycerol transmembrane transport; water transport. The coding region runs from base 1 to 1917 and encodes 638 amino acids. Gene Ontology annotation, cellular component: plasma membrane. The transcript has a single exon. NCBI's taxonomy places the organism in Eukaryota, Fungi, Ascomycota, Saccharomycetes, Saccharomycetales, Saccharomycetaceae. The record is from RefSeq and is a predicted model, not a curated record. Gene Ontology annotation, molecular function: glycerol channel activity; water channel activity.